Molecule: messenger RNA, 2465 nt
Organism: Mercenaria mercenaria
Lineage: Eukaryota; Metazoa; Mollusca; Bivalvia; Venerida; Veneridae
Product: adiponectin-like
Exons: 3
Coding region: 46-699 (217 amino acids)
Molecular function (GO): protein binding
Source: RefSeq, a predicted model, not a curated record
AAAACAACCCGGUGCAAAAUCUUUUAACUUCCAUUCUUUGUUAAAAUGGAAUAUGUUGUUCUUAUUUUAACAGUCUUUUGUUCUUCAAAAGUAUAUUCUUUUCCAAUAGAUGCUAUCCCACUGAGUAAUGGACAAGAGAACUCAACUAACACUACAAAAGAUGAAAUGAAGACACUGAAAGAUCAAGUAGCUGCCCUUAGUCAGAUAGUUAACGAUAUUGAAAAGAAACAAGACAGGUUGCUCGCGUACUUGGACCAGUCGGACGUUAUUAGUCAGAAUACAGAAGUACCUAAUUCUAUCGUUGUGGGGUUUACAGUCGCUCUUCAAAACCACAUAUUUGAUCUCCCUUUAAGAUCGACAGUUAUUUAUGAUGAAGUGUUUUAUAACGCUGGAAAUGGAUAUGAUGCGUCUACAGGGAUUUUCACUGCCCCGCAUUCUGGCUUAUAUCUGUUCUACAUAAAUGUUGAACCAGUCGAUGAAACCAUUCCAGCGUCUGUAGCAAUUUUGGUAAAUGGAUCAUACCGCGUAGCUGCAGUUGCUGAGAGAUAUGAUAAGAACAACGAUUCUACAGGCAGUAAUGUGUUGGCUGAGAACAUUCAAGAAGGGGAUCGAGUUUGGGUAGAGACAUAUCUGAAUGAUAAUCAAAACCUGUUUGAAGGAUUUACAACAUUUUCAGGUGUUCUUAUAGAAAGCACUUAAACCUGCUGUCUAUCGACUUUCUAUUUAUUAUUUAGAGAUUAUGAAAAUAAUGGAUUAUCUGUAAAGUCUCUAAACUUUUAGUACAUUUAUUACGAUAAGCUAUCAUUGUAUAAGACUUGCUUAUCGCUAAACUUUAAAUUUUUUUAGGUUUCAUAGUAAAUGAGACCUGAAUAUCUUUCAUACCUUUUAUGGCACAUGUUGUAUGAGACUAGGUUGUCUGUAAACUUCAAAACAUUUUAGAUCAUUAAUUUAUAAGACUAAGCUGUCUCUACCUUUUUAUACAUUUUAGAUCAGCUGUUUACUAAGAACAGAGUGUCUCUAAAGUCCUAAAACUUGUGUGCAUUUAGAUCAGCUAUUAAACAAGACUUGGAUGUCUCAAAACCUAUAUACAUUUUUGAUCUGUUGUUUUGUAUGACAUGGCUGUUUCCAAAGUUCUUCACAUUUAAGAUCACAUAUUGUGUAAAUCUUGGUUGUCUAUGUUGUAUAUUUUAGAUUAGUUAUUGAGUACAAAUCUAUUGUCUUUGACUUUUAUACGUUUUAGAUCAGCUAUUGUCUAAGAAUUAGUUGUGUCUGUACUUGUAUACAUUUUAAAUCGGUUAUUUUCAUGAUUGUCUGCAUUUUUAUACAUUUAAGAUAGGAUAUUCUGUAAGAAACGGUUGUCCCUUGAUUCUGUAAACGUUUGUACAUGUAGAUCAGCUUUGAUUGUGUCUAAUUUUUAUACAUUUUAUAUCAGCUAUUGAUUAAGACUUGACUGUCUCUAAACUUUAAUACAUUUUCGAUUAGCUUUUGUAUGAGACUUAAUUGUCUCUCCAGUUUUGUUUUAAUCCUAUAAGAAGUGGAUGUCUCUAAACUUUUAUAAUGUUAUUAUGAUCAGAUAAUUUAUAAAACGUUAUUGUCUUUAACUAUUUUACAUUUUAGAACAUUUAUAUUUUAUGAGAUUUGGUUGUCCCUAAGCCUUUAGAAGGUUAAAAGUAGCUAUUCUAUAAGAACAGGUUGUGUUUUUAUGCAUUUUAGAUUAGCGAUCGUGAUCGUAUGAGAGUUGGUUGUCGAUCAACUUUAAAAUUUAUUUCAGGCCAGUUUCUGUAUCAGACUUGGUUGUCUCUAAACUUAUAAACAUUUUAGAUUACAUAUUGUGUAAGACAUGUUUGUCUCUAAAAUAUUUUACAUUUGAUUUAACAUAGAUAAUAACCUCAGAUCCGAUUUAUCCCGGCAUGUGGACAAUUGUUUCUAUUAAUCAAAUCUUGUCUUAUGAGCUCUGUAAGCAAUCUUGUACUUUUAUCGUUUUUACAUCCAUUUUGUAAAUAUUGAUUGAAAUCUAGAACAUUCUAACUGAAGUAUACCUCAGCAUAAAUAAAGUAUUAUGGAAAAAUAUAAUACAUUUUAAUGUAAAAAAUAUUGAAUUAUGCAAUAGAUACAGCGAUAUACAACAUUAGUGUUACUUAUAGAAUUUCUCAAAUUUCAACGCGCCGUUUUGUUGUACAAGCUGAUUUACCUGACAAUAUUUGCAUUACAUCUGCAUGCGUAUGAUUAAUCCAUAUGACUCGAUUGUUUAUGAUUUUUAAUGAGUUGACACGGAUGACGUCGCGUUAAGGCGGGGGCUACAUCAAGACGUCGAAUGAAGCGGACGUUACCUAUGAAAAACGUGCGUAAUAAUGCAACGUUAAAACGUUUGCUAUUCGAACCGCCGUCGUUGAUUGACAGUUUUACCUAUUCCCAGAUCAAUAACUUCAAAAGUAUACACCUUUUAAUACAUAUAAACAAUGCGA